Molecule: messenger RNA, 2769 nt
Organism: Saxophila tyrrhenica
Lineage: Eukaryota; Fungi; Ascomycota; Dothideomycetes; Mycosphaerellales; Extremaceae
Exons: 1
Coding region: 1-2769 (922 amino acids)
Source: RefSeq, a predicted model, not a curated record
AUGGAUGCAACAUAUACAAAGCAUCUUAGCGAAAGUAUUCCUCUCUCCGACGCGCCCAAAACAUCGACUCGAAAACGAAGCACCACGCAAACCCCACGCAAAGCACGCCUCGCACAACAAGAAGACAUUCCUUGGACCGCAGCACGAUGCAACAGACUCCUGCGAACCAUUGCCUCUCGCAUACACAUUUUACGGCGAUUAUCUGAGAAUGACUUUGCCGAGCAAGCACUCCGCACACCGAAAGUGAAGCGCAAGCGCGAUGUAGCAGAGGAUGCGGCAGUCGAGAAGCUUGGGAUGAAGUUGGCUGCGCUGGAGACGCCGAGUCGUGGAGAUGAUCCAGAGUGGUUUCCUGGAACUGGGAAGAAGGGCGUGAGGAGGACGUAUGGUGGCAGAAGGAAUGCUAGGAAGCCUGAAACCGACACUCAUUCAAAGGACAGCAGAGGCGAUGUUGGGUUUAGGACGCCGUUCAUCAGGAAGAUCUUGCGUCCGGAGGCUGCUGUGUCGCCGGCGGAUGAUGUAUACUCCACUUCAAGCCGGAUGGCGCAGAUGGGAAAGAAAGGAAGACAGGAUGCGAUACAGCCGAAGACGCAUGCUGAAAGGGCCCUGAAGACGCUGCUGGAUUCGUUUGAUAGCUUGUUGGCAAGCACAGAUCCGAAGGUCGCGGAGUCGAGAAGAGGUGCGGGUUCAUUGCUGGGGAUGUGUUUGCGCAAGGUGCCGGCCUAUAUCGAUUACGAGCAGAAAUAUGCGGAGGAGGAAGAGGACGACUGGGGGUUCGAUGCGAUUGAGACCGUGUACCUGGAUCUCGAGAGGCUAGGAAGAGUCUCGUGGCACGGGUUGCGCCGGGUCACAAGGGCGCAUGCGGUGAGGAUGAUCAUCGACGCCAUGGCCGAGCGAAUGUGGCCGCUGAGGAGCCUGGAUUCGCUCAUGGAUAUCUGCACAAAGCACCAUGCGGUCAAGGAGGGCCAUGAGCUAUUGCGAGCCUGGUUGGUAAGCUCGAAGGGGAAGAUCGAGAAGCCGGUCGAGAAGUUCGUGGAAAUGGCCUUGAGAUCGGACAGCAAUGGCUUCUUGUUCAGGACUCUGGGCGAGCUGCUUUCGUCUGAGAUACUGGGAUGUACAGAGGUGGCUUCAGUCACGGAGCUCUGGCACGCAUUACCUGUCGCUAUGGCCAGGAGAUCCUCUCAACGUUGCGCCAUCGGCUUCCUUGAGCAGUACGCAAGUGCAUGCAGCAAGCUUCAGGACAACGGAGACGAGGAGGCAGCUUCCAGCGAGCUGAAUGCGCUGUGCUCUACGGUGCCGCUACACACCACCCUGCCGCUGCUCACUUCCAUGUGUCUAAUGGCAAGUCACCGAGCCGGUCUGCAAGAAGGCGAAGCAGAGGCAAUGUCCGGCGAAUUGCAUCGAGUCGCCCUGAACAUUGUCCGUAUUCCGACGAGACACGACACUCCCUGCGAUCCGGUCAUAUGUCUGAAGGUCCAGGAUUUGUUCUUGACCACAGCCAUUUUGGUCGGAGCCGUGCGAGGAGAUUCCGAGGCUUCGAGCGAAACCGUCGGCUUCGGAGCACUCUCAUGCCUGCUCUACGGAGACUCGCAAACAGGGUCGGCAUCAAGGAGGCGGUUGGUCAAUCUCAACAGGGACCGGGCGGCGCUCGUGUGCAAGGCGAUCAAAUGCGUGGAGUCCUUGGAUAAAUCAGCAGCACAGGCCAUCGCCAGACGGGCUUGUACGGGAUUGAUGCAGGCUGCGGAUACGGUUACCGAUAAAGGCGCUUCGAUCAUGGCAGAUCUAGCCGUCGAGGUCGCUGCAACGUGGGCGGAAUACCGAGGCGACAACGACAGCUAUGCAUUCGCCGACGACAUCCAGCGAGAGGCUCUGAUCUGCUCAAGCGAUCCUGCUAACCACGAUCCGUCAAGCUCUUCGGGCGAAGUCGGUGGCUAUCGAUGGGAGGAAGGCAUCGGCGAGUGGGUGGCCGCCACUCCUGCUGAGCGGAUUGCCAAAGAGCAGAAGUCUAGGGAAGGCUCCGUUAUCAGUCAAGACUCUGGUAUUGGGAUGAGUGAGCCAGUGAGCCCGAAGGUCAAGCCCAGCGAAAUGAGCGGCGAACAGCCUGAUCAAGCCGACUCGCCGCCUGGUCUCAUAAGCGGCAGCUCGUCGCCGGGAGAAGUCGAUUCGCCAGAGCUGGUAUACCAUGCACAAAGUAUAGAAAUGGCUGCCGAGUAUGGCUCAUCUCCACUGAGUGGCAAGCUGGGUGCAAGGAGACAGGAGCCUACGACGGAAGCAGGAACCGAACACACAUCUCCGAAACCUCGAGAUGCGCAAGACGAACAUGACAUCGACCUCCUGACGCCAUGCUUGCUGAAGCCGGGCGGGACGAUCCAGCUGGCCCCAGAGCAGGAUACAUUCGACGACCGCGACGAGCUCUCCAUGACUCCAUGCCGGUCCAAAGCCGUCCCGGUCGCCACGGACCGCCUAAAGCUCUCUGUCGAGCCAACGCAUCCGGACGACACAACCAAGCAGCCGUCGUCUCCAGAUCCCACUGUAGCAAAUCACCAUGUUCAGGACGACAAGGACGAGCUCUCCAUGACUCCAUAUGCUGUCCGACAGGCCCAGACACCCGUUCCUGAGCCGAAGAAGGCAGCCACAAGGGCACGAAGACGUCCUAGAAGAGCCGUCGAGACCACACCUGCGAGGAUGACUCUGCGCUCGCAGCAGAAGCGUGCACGAGUCCAAGCCGUUCCUUGCUCAGGCGGUGUUAGUGACGAUGAGCUUGGUGCUUGA